This is a messenger RNA of Microthlaspi erraticum, 1341 nucleotides long. The record is from the annotation of a GenBank genome assembly. Lineage: Eukaryota; Viridiplantae; Streptophyta; Magnoliopsida; Brassicales; Brassicaceae.
AUGGACUACUGGAAAGCGCAUCGCACACUUAAAAAAGCACGGAAGUUGGUUAGGGGUUCUGCUGAAAGCGGAUACGCAGAGUUACCUACGUACUUACACAUGAUAAGAAAGGCUAAUCCGGGAACACUUACUCGUCUCGAAGUUGAUGAGAAUCAACGCUUUAAAUAUCUUUUCCUUGCAUUUGGAGCAAGCAUCAAUGGUUUUCCCUACAUGAGGAAAGUGAUUGUGGUUGACGGAACAUUUUUGAAAGAAAAGUACAAAGGAACGCUGCUAACUGCAUCAGCACAUGAUGGUAAUUUCCAAAUAUUCCCUAUCGCUUUUGCAGUAGUUGAUACAGAGAACAACAAGUCUUGGGAAUGGUUCUUUAGGCAGCUUAGCAACGUAGAUGACGAAGGGCUUGCAAUUAUCUCUGAUAGACAUAAAGCUAUUGCGAAAGCGAUUGGGAAGGUUUACCCUAUGGCUAGUCGUGGAGUUUGCACAUAUCAUCUUUAUAAGAAUAUUCUGCAACGCUUUAGAGGUCGUGAUGCGUUUCGUUUGGUUAAGAAAGCGGCGAAUGCUUAUAGACUUACUGAUUUCGAGACCGCUUUUGAGGAGAUAAAAACGAUGAAUCCAUCAUUACAUAGGUAUUUGGAAAAAGCUGAUGUACAAAAGUGGACACGUGUUCAUUUUCCCGGUGAGAGAUACAACAUUACUACGACUAAUAUCGAUGAAUCGAUGAACAAAGCCCUCUCGGAGGCCAGGAGUUUGCCAAAUGCAGGACUCUUAGAUGCAGUAAGAUUAAUGAUGACGAGAUGGUUUUCAGAUAGAAGGAAUGAUGCAAUGUCAAUGAAGACUACACUUACACGCGGAGUAGAGAAACUUUUAGAGGAACGAGUAGCCUAUGCACGUACGCUUACAGUUCAAUCAAUUGAUUUACAUCAAUCUCAAGUCACUAGUAAAACAUCCUUACACGUUGUUAACUUGACGGAGAAAACAUGUUCUUGCCGACGAUUUGAUUUGGAGAAGUUACCAUGUGCUCACGCAAUUGCUGCAGCUGAGGCAAGUAAAGGUAAAACGUCUACGAUAUCACAAUGUCAUCGAUACUUUCUGAGCAAUUAUUUGUACAAUUCGUAUUCGACUUCUGUCAUGCCGAAAGAUGAUGCGAUUCCUGUUCAAGAUGCUGUGAAAGACAAAGUUUGUCUACCUCCGGUGGUUCACCAACCUCCGGGAAGACCCAAAAAAUCAAGAAUCAAAUCAGUUUUGGAGAAAGCAGUAGAAAAAAAACGGCCACGGAAACAACACGCCUGCUCAAGAUGUCAUUUGGUUGGGCAUAACUGCAAAACUUGCCCAUCUGCAAUUUAA